Molecule: messenger RNA, 2034 nt
Organism: Danaus plexippus (monarch butterfly)
Lineage: Eukaryota; Metazoa; Arthropoda; Insecta; Lepidoptera; Nymphalidae
Exons: 5
Coding region: 352-804 (150 amino acids)
Source: RefSeq, a predicted model, not a curated record
GGUUGGGGUUGUUUGUAGAGUACAUUCUCUACCCGCGCUCGGUGCACGUGAGACGUGUUCCCGCUCGUCGUAAAAGUUUUUCGCGAACGCGUUGUGUUUAAAUUUAAUAAGUUUUUACAUUAAGAUGUUCAACGAUUUGGAAUCGACGAAUAUAAAGCCGAGCUGAUGAAAAGAACCGAAACGGAAUUAUGUUAAUGACAUAAAAAUAAGUAAAUAGACUGAGAAUAGACGGCGGGUAGAGAGGGUAUAGCGGCCGUGCCGCACGCGGUGGUGGCUGGCCGGCGCCUGGUGGGCUGGUGGGCGGUGGCGAGCAUCAGUGCCAGCGCUCAGCGGAGCCCCUUGGGCUGGGCCAUGGGCAGCUCGCAGCGCCUGGCCGCGGUCGCUGCGGUCUCGCACGCCAAACACUACUACAACCACACGACACCGGACGUCGCACGGACGGUCGACGCUCAUUACACUGUCAAUAUACUCUUCGUCAGUGCAACUCUUUGCGGGGUCCUGGUGGCUGUGUGUGCGGCUUGCUGGCGUCGCUCGUCCUCCAACAAGCCGGAGGAGGUGGCUGAGUGUGGGGUGUACACUGUCAGCGCUGACGCCAGGCUUACACAGGACUUCAACACUGAUGAGAUACCCGGCCCGCCGCCGGCUUAUGAAUCCGUUGUAAUAAGUGAAGGCGCUUCAACGCUAAAAGAUAGUUAUGUCUUAGAGGAUGUCAAAACGGAGCCUUGCAAUAAAUGCAAAAUAAGAAUCGACAGCGGCCUUCCGAGCUACGACGCAGCGGUUAUGUUGCGUGAUACAAAAUUAUAAUAUUCACGAACAACUAUGGCUGAGAUGAGUUACUUAGAGCGAUCAAUCAGGGCUGCUUCAUAAAAUUUGUUUUUAUAGAAAUCCAUAGCUAUACAAAACGCACAUAAACAGGGCAAGGAAUUAAUGCUUGUUGCGUUGUGACAUUUAAGUGUUUCAGUUCACGUAGUACGAGUUUACAUCAAACUAAAUACAGACAGUAUGUAGGUUAUUCGUUCGUGAAUUUUAUGAAAGGAUUGUAUCGACUUGGAUUUCCGAACAUAUAACAUUAUUACGAUCGUGGUUCAGUUUGGCGCUGGAACUCGUACUAACGUUACGGAACAUUGUUUCCUCGUCGCUCGAACAGAGAGUGGUCAUUAAAUAUUUUUUAUUAAUUUCAAGUUCGUAUUGUUAGUUGUUAGGGUUUAAAGUGUUUUGUUGUCUGUUGAAUUCCAGUCAGAUUUUAUGUUACCACAGUUUUAAUUUAUUUCUAUAAUUAAUAUAUAUUUAAAUGUUAUAUGCGUAUAACGCUAGUGUAAUAGUGUUUUUUUUUUGUUUUUUUCUUAUUUUGUGUAACUAUAGGCUGGCUGGUUUUCGUUCUUUAUGAAAUUAUAUUUUACGUCACAGUUGAUAAUUUUUCUAGACAAUCGCUUGUAACAAUGCUUGAUAGAUUUUAAUAUCCUGAAAAAUAAUAAACAUAUCACAAUAUUCAAAAUAAAAUAGGAUUAUAUACACAUUAAUAGAUUUAAUAAGGACAAUAAAUUAUGUACAUAUAUAGAGCAAUUUAUUGUUUCUAUAUAUAUUAUUGAAUUUAAUGGAAACGUAAUCUUUCAAUUAAUAAUUUUUUCAUUCUAUAUUUUUCAUAUCCGAAUUAUUGGGAGAGACUCACUGUGAAAAUUUUCAGAGUCAAAAGUUAUAAGUAAAUGUCAGUUUGUAUUUAUUUGACCUUUAAUAUAUCUAUUUCAUUAUGAUUCCGUUUUGACCUUAUAUUCGGAUAUUUUUUUUGGUUCAGUUGCCAUAAAUAAAAUUAUAAUGUAGAGAAAUGAAUUGACGAAAACUGUUCAUGUAAUCUUAUGACUAGUAUAAGAUCAACGAGCUAUGUGUAAUCGCUUGUAGAAUUUACGGAAAUAUAGAGGAACAAUAUUGUUAUUGCUGCACUGAAUUAGAGUUUAAAUAUGAAGUGCUUAGACAGCAUUAGAUGAACGCACGGUAUAGACAUAAGAUGUAUACACAAUAAACGGACACGUAUUACGA